AUGGCAUCUGGAUUUGGUCAUCUUGAAGUUGUUAAAUAUCUUAUUUCAAUUGGAGUAAAUCCAAACGACAAAAAUAAUAAAGGAUUUUCACCAAUAAUUGUUGCAUCACUAAAUGGUCAUCUUGAAGUUGUUAAAUAUCUUAUUUCAAUUGGAGUAAAUCCAAACGACAAAAAUAAUAAAGGAUUUUCACCAAUAAUUAUUGCAUCACAAAUUGGUCAUCUUGAAGUUGUUAAAUAUCUUAUUUCAAUUGGAGUAAAUCCAAAUGAUAAAACCAAUAAAGGAACUUCAUCAAUAAUUGUUGCAUCACAAGAAGGUCAUCUUGAAGUUGUUAAAUAUCUUAUUUCAAUCGGAGUCAAUCCAAAUGACAAAAGUAAUUAUGGUAGUUCUUCACUUCAUUUAGCUGCAAUUAAAAGACAUUUUGAAGUUAUUGAAUAUUUAAUAUCCAUUCAUGUAAAUGUUAAUGAUAAAAACAAAAGUGGAAAAACCGCACUUGAUAUUGCAAGGGAAAAGGAAAAUGAAAAUAAAAAUUAUAAAAAGAUUGUUAAACUUCUUUUGCAAUCAGGUGCUCAAUAA
Trichomonas vaginalis G3 is the source of this 573-nucleotide messenger RNA. RefSeq names its product EP4 subtype prostaglandin E2 receptor binding. The transcript has a single exon. The record is from RefSeq and is a predicted model, not a curated record. Lineage: Eukaryota; Parabasalia; Trichomonadida; Trichomonadidae. Gene Ontology annotation, molecular function: protein binding. The coding region runs from base 1 to 573 and encodes 190 amino acids.